AUGGCCCCACCGUUGAAUAUGCUGAAAACGGAUCCACCGGAUGGCACGCGACGGCAAGCCCUGCUGAGUCGGUCAGACGCGCUGCGCAUCGUUGAUUUUGGUGCGGCUGGUGCGUUCUAUGCUUAUUCAGAGAAUCAAAACUUUCACGUGAAGGGCUCGCUGGAGGGGGCUGGAUGGAAGAUAAUUGCCUCGAUGCCGGACCUGCAUGACAAGUUGGAGCGUGUGCAUGGCUACAUAGCCAGGCGUGACGGGCUGCUGAUGGUGGCAUGGCCCGGCUCAGAAUCGUGGAGCGAAGCACUCAAUUUGCGGCUUCCUUUCCUGAAAGCAGCAGAAGAGAAGGCUUCAUUUUGUGAAGCGAUCCUAACGCAGCACCUUUGUAACGGGGAUCGAAAAGAUGAAGAUCCUGUGCACACUGUGCUGUUUGUUGGCCACGGCGACGGUGGGAUAAUUGCCACCUUAAGUCUUGAGUUUGCAGUGAAGUUGGGCAUGAAGCAGAACAUGUAUCUGAUCACCUUCGGGGCUCCCCAAGCACUGGAUGGGGCUCGUGCAGAGGCGCUUGAGGGUCAAGUGACGAAGGAAAGCAUCGUGAGGUUUUCUGUAGGGUUAGAUGUCAACACGUGGUUUCCACAGUGUGGGCAGCCAGAAUUUGGGACUGUAGUCAGUCUUUCGUCCUUGCAGCGGCUUUCGGACGCAAUCAGCUGCCGUGUCAGUGCAUACAAAGCUGGCGGCGCACGGGAGCUGUGUAAGGAUCUACAUCAAGCAGGCCAGUUGCUUUGCUACGUUUUCGGCGUUAUUCAUCCGGGAUUGAUAGCAUCAGGAAAAUCAGUUCUGUCUCUGCUGCAUGAUUGCGAGCUGUACUGCAGAUUUGCAUCUGCUGCGUUGCAGUGGCAGGAAGCUGCAGCUGUUUACAAAGGUGAGCCGCUUGAUGAAGACCAGCGAAAUCAGGUUAAAAGUGCAAUUGAAGCUGUGCUGAGCGCUGCAAAGCCACUGGUGCCCAUGGAGAGCGAGACAAGUAUGAAGGGCGUCAUGAAUUCCCUGCACAGAAUGAACCGUUCAAAGGAAUCAUGCGAAGAUCUGUGGAAGAAGCUCGAAGAAGAACGCGUCGAGGUCGACGUCGCAUGCAGACGAACAGAUGCCAAGUGCAAUGUCGACAGGGUAGUGGAGUCCAUGUCACCGGGGUCGUCCGUCAAGAAGAUAGCAACCGCAUCUUCAAGUUCUCAGAAGGUCAGCAGCAAGUCCAUGUUUGCAUGGAUGACUUGUUUUUUUGCCAAGCAGGAUGACCUCGUAUCAGUGACAAACGACUUGGGUUCAAUUCGAAAAAUGAUAGAUUGGGGCAAGGAGUAUGAAAGUGUUCAAGCUUAUCAAUUGCUGAGCGAAAGUGGUGCCUCCAUUACCUUGGAGGAAGAUCAGCCGAGUGCACGUGCAAGUGAUGCAACUACGGACACGACGGACACUGCAUCCAAUGAAGCUCGUUUCGACAAGAGGCAAGGGAUGCAGGAUGUGCGUGCUGCAUUCAGUGAAGUUGAAUCAAGACUGAGUCCAAUGAUUGACAAAGCUGUUGAGAACGGUGACGCGCAUGUCUUGCAGAGAUUUUUGGAUGUUGCACAAGAGCUUGGUAUAGAUGACCGGGUGGUGCAGCGGGCCAGAGCUUCACUUGCGCUGUUGAAGGGUGAGCUGCUCAUGUCUCUUUAUUGGGACGAGCUGUGCGACCUCGACCUGCAUGUCUACACACCUGACAAGAAAGUGCACACUUACCGAAACAUCAGGCAAGGUGGACCUGACUCAUACUUUUUGUGUUCGGUCGGAGAGGUCGUGCCACAUGGCAAGUACGAGAUCAGAGUGAGAUAUGUUCAAGCUAUGCAGGCUUCUCAUAAGACGCCUUUCCGGGUGAAGGCCCAUUCCACCAUCCGGGACUUUGGCAUCUCUGGCCGCUUCAGCGGGUGGAUGCGGGAGCCGACGAAACCAAAGAGCUACCUGAACGAUCCAGUGGUCGGGAUCAGCAACGCCGACGUACGCCGAGCCCGAAACGACGAGGACGACUUGGAUUCUUGCUCUCCAGGCACGCGAAGACAGUUGGGCCCUGGCAUCUACCACCCGACGGAGGAUCCCGACAGCAUCAAGAACUACAGCAACGUGGUGGAUAACCGGUGGGUGCACGAGCAGGCGAACCUCCCGAAGCUGCUCCAAGAGGGCCCCCCUCUGGUUCCAGAUGACGAGGCAAGCACCGAGGAAGGCAGUUCCUCCACAGAAGAAGGUCAUACUGCAGCCGGAGAGGCGGAGAGCCCAGACGGCCCUGAGUCCCCCCCAGUGUCCUACGAGGACACCCUUCUCAUCUUCGACUGGGACGACACGGUUCUCCCCUCUUCUUGGGUGCAGAGCCAAGGCUUACGCCUUGACGAGAGUUCUGAAGUCAUGCCCCACCAUAGGAAGCAGCUUUUCGAGGUAGCCACGGCUGCGGCGGAGACGCUGCGAUUGGCCAAGCAGCUCGGAACCGUCGUGAUCAUCACGAACGCAGAAAGAGGAUGGAUCGAGCUUAGCUGCCAGAAGUUCCUGCCCACACUCUACCCUGCUCUUGAGAGCGUGAAGGUGCUCUCUGCGAGAACCACCUACGAGAGCAGCACUUUGGCGUCGCCACUGGAGUGGAAGGUGCGAGCCUUCGCGGCCGAGAUUGAGCGCGUCUAUGGCCGGAAGGGCCUUACCCAGCCGCACAG
Symbiodinium natans is the source of this 2711-nucleotide messenger RNA. The record is from the annotation of a GenBank genome assembly. NCBI's taxonomy places the organism in Eukaryota, Dinophyceae, Suessiales, Symbiodiniaceae.